CACAUUUCACCUAGUGAGGGCUGCACAGUGAAAAAAAAGAUGCCACGUUGAUAUUUUGUAAAGCAACACGUGCAGAUAUGCUGGGAAGUUGGAGAUCUAUUUCUGCAUCCCAGCUUCGUCGUAUUGGUGAAGAACUGGUCUGCCAGCGUACCUAAUGAAGUGUCCUGUGUGAGGUUCCCGACACGGAGAGAGCUCCAGUUACCUCGGUGAUUAAAAUAAGGCGUCCUUCUUAAAUUCCACUGCCAGUCAGACGUUUGUCGAUGAUGACAGGGUGUAUUAUGGGAUGUGGAAGAAAGGUCACACCUCCAACACUCAGUGAGGGAAAGGUGAGCGCGGUAACAAAGGUGGGUUGCUAGUUCGACUAUGUUGCUUUUCUAAUCAUCAUUAUGGAAAUGAUAUUUCUAGAUGUACAUAUAUUGAUGAUAAAUGCAUAGUGUGAACAAGGGCUGGUGAUUGUGGUAAGACCCCCACCCAGUGGCGGAAAUGUUAUUACACGGCGGUGACAAGGAAUACUGGAUCUUGACUCCAAAGGAAUUGUGGGUGAGUCCAAGUCUUUUAAAUAACUGCCAUUGAGCAAAACAAACCAGAUAGUUGCCAAACUUUGCUGACACACAGACUACUGCUUCAUACAGGCUGGUCUUUAUGAAGCAGCAGUGUUUACCAUGUGUGUGUGUGUGUGUGUGUGUGUGUGUGUUUUGGCCAGUUACCUUCUGACGCAUGCUUGUCCUCCCUCUCGGUGAAAGACACCCUUGUUCUUGUCCACAUUCGUCUGUGAGAUUCCCAAGUGGAAGCCGAGGUCGGCGUUGACUCCGCAGGUAAAGCUGGGCCUUUGGUGAAAUCUAGCGUCUACCUCCACGUGCGUUCGUUCGUUCAUCACAGCAUCCGAUGCUUUGUCCCGCCUGACGCCCUCAUGCUGAACGUUGCAGACAUGAAGUGUGUCAUCCUGUUGGCUCUCCUGGCUGGGGUCUUGGCGGCCCCCUUCGUGAAAGAGGAGGAAGCAAAGCGUUUCAUCCGACUGAAGAGACAAUCGGGAUACUGGGACCCCCACCACGCUCAGAACCAGUGGGGUUACACCAUCCAGGAGCAGGCUAACGAGUACUGGACCGCCCUUAGAACAGACGCGCAGUUCUACAUGGAUAUGGGCAACCUGAUGUUUGACCGCUCUGUGGCCGACGAGAACAACAGGAUGUACAUGGAGAUGUUGCGCAACGCUCGCGCUCACUUGGACAGCCAGACGGGAGGACGCAACUAGAAGAGAUGGCGAGCGUCGCUGGCGUGGCGUUGGAAAGACGCUUCCUGCACUCGUGAUCCACAACACCAUAUCACGUUUCCGUUUCUACUUCAGCUAGGAAUGGUAGUGAGGAAUGACUGGUGUGUCACAAAUACAACUGUCAAUCAUAUUCUUACAUGAAGCUGUAUCUUUAUUCCAGACCGAAGAAGCAGCAAAUUCAAACAAGUCCUUUUAUGCAAAAGCUUCCUAGAAAGACACUUGUUGUUGUUACCACUAGGUGGUGCUGUCACUCACUGACGUCUUACAUCAGCACUUUUUAGUAGAAAUGGUUGAUGACAUUAUGGACGUUUCAUGCAACACGUGUCCAAAAUAGUUCAUGCUAAAUUAUGUCAAUUGAGUAGGAAGAACUAAAAAUCAUUUAUACUUAAUUUAUACUUCAAGUCUUAGAGACGUAAAGGGUCCUCAUCCCACUCACUUCAGGGGCUUUAUGAUUGAUACUGGACUCCAGGGGGCGCUGCAGUAAGUUUUUUUUUUUUUUUUUUAUAAAAUACUCUAAAUUAUACAUACCAGGGGUGUCCAAACGUUUUCCAAGGACCACAUACUAAAAAAAAAAUUAUUUUGAUCUUUUGUAAAGCACCACGUGCUAAGAUGUUGUAUGGUGUUGCUAAGAAGUUGUAUCUGUUGCUAAGGAGUUGUAUGGCGUUGCUAAGGAGUUGUAUGGCGUUGCUAAGGGGUUGUAUGGUGUUGCUAAGAAGUUGUAUGGCGUUGCUAAGGAGUUGUAUGGCGUUGCUAAGAAGUUGUAUCUGUUGCUAAGAAGUUGUAUCUGUUGCUAAGGAGUUGUAUGGCGUUGCUAAGGAGUUGUAUGGCGUUGCUAAGGAGUUGUAUCUGUUGCUAAGGAGUUGUACGGCAUUGCUAAGGAGCUGUAUGGCGUUGCUAAGGAGUUGUAUGGCGUUGCUAAGGAGUUGUACGGCAUUGCUAAGGAGUUGUACGGCGUUGCUAAGAGUUGUAUGGCGUUGCUAAGAGUUGUAUGGCGUUGCUAGGAGUUGUAUGGCGUUGCUAGGAGUUGUACGGCGUUGCUAAGGAGCUGUACGGCGUUGCUACGUAGCUGUACGGCGUUGCUAAGGAGCUGUACGGCGUUGCUAAGGAUUGGUAUGGCGUUGCUAAGAAGUUGUAUGUGUUGCUAAGGAGUUUUGACUUUAUUCUUGUAAAAAAUGCUGAUUUCAUUCCCAUAAAUAUAUUAUGGACUUUACCCUUUAACAUUGCAACUUUUUCUGCAACCAAAUUUCCCCCAUAAUGCAACAUUAUUUUGUCAGUCUUUUAAAAAGAUACCUUAUUCUAUGCUACUAAUCAUAUUUCUCCUCCUCAUAUCACAAUGUCAUUCUCGUACUUUUAUCCAAAUAUUUUGACUGUAUUCUUGUGAAAUGACUGCUAUUUGUUCAUUGUUCCUUUUUGAAUGAAAUCAUAUUUCCAUAAAACUAAAAAGGAAUCUUUGGACACCCCUGGCAGGCUUGGAUUGGGCAGCCUCCUCCCUGACCACGCCCACUCUACUGCGAUUGGCCGACUCCAGCCCCCCAGUGCCAAGGUUGAAAGGAAGGAGUGAAGGAGUGAAGGGUGCAUGUUUGUUCAUGGCCAACGAUGCCUUCAGGCCUAAACGUACGCUGAGGGUACGAGGAGUACACAAUCAUUCAAAAGGGAAACUAGAGUAUUCGUAAGAAGUAUUGUUAGACUAGAAUGGAGGCGUGGCUUAAAGCUGCGAGUUUAAAGGCGGCUCCUCACUUGCGAUUGGCGGAGGAACUUUGAGGAACAUGUGCAGAGCUGGGGUGAAGAUGAGGAUGGUUCCCA
Messenger RNA from Doryrhamphus excisus (bluestripe pipefish), 3073 nucleotides. The record is from RefSeq and is a predicted model, not a curated record. NCBI's taxonomy places the organism in Eukaryota, Metazoa, Chordata, Actinopteri, Syngnathiformes, Syngnathidae.